This is a messenger RNA of Morus notabilis, 838 nucleotides long. RefSeq names its product calcium load-activated calcium channel. The transcript has a single exon. Lineage: Eukaryota; Viridiplantae; Streptophyta; Magnoliopsida; Rosales; Moraceae. Gene Ontology annotation, cellular component: cytoplasm; endoplasmic reticulum membrane. The record is from RefSeq and is a predicted model, not a curated record. The coding region runs from base 87 to 662 and encodes 191 amino acids. Gene Ontology annotation, molecular function: calcium channel activity. Gene Ontology annotation, biological process: endoplasmic reticulum calcium ion homeostasis.
UAAAUCAGAGAACAAGCAAGCGAAUCAGAUUAAAGCCACGCCAAUUUUCUCGCACUUUCUCCCACUUUCUCGGCAAAUUUUCCCUCAUGGCGUUGCCCUCGAUGCUCGCGUCGCUGAAGUACUCCGACAGCCUGAGGGUGGUGGGGAUCUCGAUUUGCACCGCCGUCGUCUGCGAGGCCAUCUCGUGGCUCCUCAUCUACCGCACCAACUCCUACAAAUCCCUCCGAUCCUCCAUUGACAAGGCCGCCAAGAAGCUCGAGACCAUGAAGACCGAAUCGGCCAAGAUCGCCGCCAAGAAGUCCAAGACCAAGAAGAUCGACCGCGUCGAGACCAGCCUCAAGGAAUCCAGCCGCGAUCUCUCCCUCUUUAAGUUCAAGUCCGGCGCCGUCGUCGCCCUCGUCCUCUUCGUCGUCUUCGGACUCCUCAAUUCGCUCUUCGAAGGCAAAGUCGUCGCCAAAUUGCCGUUUAAGCCGUUCGGAUUGGUGAUGAAGAUGAGCCACCGAGGUUUGCAAGGCAACGAUCCGACCGACUGUUCCAUGGCGUUCUUGUACUUCCUCUGCUCGAUUAGCAUUCGGACUAAUCUGCAGAAGUUUCUAGGGUUUUCGCCGCCGAGAGGUGCCAGCGCUGGAUUGUUCCCCAUGCCCGAUCCGAAGACCAGUUGAUCGGAUUCACAGAUUAGGUUACUUUUCUUCUUUUUAGUAUUUGAAUUACCGAAUAUUACUUUUGGAAUCUCCAAUUAAGUGCUUUUUUAUGAAGUUAAAAUUGGUUUCUUUUCUCUUACGAAAAUAGGAACACUUUUUGUUUCAUUGAAUUUGUAUGAAUUUCUGGCUAAUUAGGC